Molecule: messenger RNA, 990 nt
Organism: Trichoderma virens Gv29-8
Lineage: Eukaryota; Fungi; Ascomycota; Sordariomycetes; Hypocreales; Hypocreaceae
Exons: 4
Coding region: 1-990 (329 amino acids)
Biological process (GO): protein phosphorylation
Molecular function (GO): protein kinase activity; ATP binding
Source: RefSeq, a predicted model, not a curated record
AUGGCUUCACACCACACGCAGAACCUCGAGCCGAGAAGUAUCCUGGCUGCUGUUACAGAGCUUGGAGUCGGUGGAAAUGGCGCAUUUCUUGACGGGGAAUUUAAUGGAGGGGAGUGUUGCGUCUUCAAACUUAGCUUCGAAGACAAAGCGAGUAUCGCCGUUCGGGUGUCGCAUCCCACAGAUGACAGUCGUGACGACAUAAUCGCCACAGUUCAAACCGAAGUGCGACUUCUUCAGACUCUUGAGUCAAAGGGCUUCCGCUGGUCGCCGAGAUGUUGCGGCUUUAGCCCAACGUUCGAUAACCCGAUUAAAUAUCCAUUCAUCAUAUUAACUUGGAUUGAGGGUUCUACCUUGACCUGGGAUGAUGACUUUCCACGACAGCCUCUUCGAGAUGUGUUACUUGGUCAAAUAGCCUCAAUACAGCUAUCCUUGAUCACAUGUACACUAGAAAAUCGGUCUACUUCCGCAGCUGCUUUCUUCCAACGACGUAUGGGAAAUAGAUUGGCUCAGGUGCGAGAAGGCAGGAUUCCUGGUCUCUCUGAAAAAAACUGCAUCGAACAACAAGCUCUGGUUAGCCAGGUGCUUGGCGAAGAUCAAAAUGAUACUGCCUUCGCCGUGGAGCACGGCGAUAUUAAGCCGAAUAAUAUCAUAAUUGAUCAAGAUUAUAAUAUUAAAUGUAUUAUCGACUGGGGCUUUGCUGCCUUUGUACCGAUCACAAAAGCCACAGGCCUGCCUCGUUUUCUGUGGUCUAGCGACUCGGACCCGGCUGAAGUUGCACCGAGUCAGACCCUUCUGAAGGAUAGGCGGGCAUAUGUUAGUUCAUUUUUAUCACAGACUUCGCAAGCGGCGCUAUCUAUAGUGUUGGCCUUGCUUGAUAUUGGACGUUUCAUUGUCAAAAAGUUGCUAGGCCUCUUGUUUAGUGCUUUUGCCACUGCCACGCUGAUAAGCAGUGUCGUUAGUGACUUAUCAUGUCGAGUUAGCAGGUCUUAA